Molecule: messenger RNA, 1341 nt
Organism: Coffea eugenioides
Lineage: Eukaryota; Viridiplantae; Streptophyta; Magnoliopsida; Gentianales; Rubiaceae
Exons: 1
Coding region: 1-1341 (446 amino acids)
Source: RefSeq, a predicted model, not a curated record
AUGAAGGAAAGUACCAGCUUCCCCAGAUUGAAAAAUGACGAUGUUCUUAACAUCUUGGAUAAAUACGGCAUUUCACCUCCCAUAAAAGGUUUGCCCCGUGACAGAUCAGAAGCAGCAGUCCACUACUAUUACUAUUAUGGAGUGUUUCAACAUCUGGCUCAAGAAGGAUACCUUUCUACAACCUCAAAAUCAUUAUGCAUCCGAGGCACAAAAUUGGAUCAAGAAGUCAAUGCAUUGAAGAGUGUUGGUAUUUCUGAUGUUAUCAUGAUUUCAGGUCAAAGUUUUGAUCGAUUUGGAAACAAUACUUUUGAUUUCGCAUUUUUUGGUCCAAGAACUAGUCUGGAUUUUGUGUUAGUUGACCAGCCUUUUGAAAUUGCUUCUGAAGUUUGUAGGAUUCUUAGAUUUGGAGGGUACUUAGUUGUUCACAUAGCAGUUAAAGAUGAGUAUAGUUUUAACUCUUUUCUUAGUUUAUUCACCUGCUGUAGAUUAACAACAUUUAGAGACAUUAAAGGCUUGAAUUCGACCUCUUCUCUUCGUGAAGUCGUACUAAGAAAAAGUUUGGAAGAUUCGAUUUCGGAUGAUACUGCCCAAAGAUGUGAUAAUAACACAGUUCCAGAGUACAAGCGGGAUUUAAUUGGCGAUCUUGAGCCAUUGGAAGAAAAAGAACCAAUGGAAGACUGGACCGAACAGGGAAAGAACCGCGAGAGCAUCAGGUUAUUCAGGUAUCUCCCUACCAUGGUUGAUUUAAUUUACAAGAGGAGGUACAUUUACAUUGACAUGGGAGCUCGAACUUACGAUUCAACGAUUGGAAAUUGGUUUAAGAAGCUGUAUCCAAAGCAAAACAAAAACUUUGAAAUCUUCGCAAUUGAAGCAGACAAAUCUUUUCAUGAAGAGUACAAAAGGAAGAAGGAUGUCACGCUUCUGCCAUAUGCAGCAUGGAUAAGGAAUGAGACAUUAGUCUUUGGGACAAGAAAUAAAAAAAGGGAAUAUACAGGCAGGAUUCAAUCAGGACGGCCACAAGUUUUGCAGGACUACAAGGGGGAGCAAAAUGUUGUACAAGCCUUUGAUUUCGCAGAUUGGUUGAUAAGGUCAUUUUCCAAGCAAGAUUUUGUAGUCCUUAAAAUGGAUGUUGAAGGAACUGAAAUGGAUUUGAUCCCAAGAUUGGUGGAGAGUGGAGCAAUUUGUUUGAUUGAUGAGUUGUUCUUGGAAUGUCAUUAUGAUCGUUGGGCGAAAUGUUGUUCGGGUAAGAGGACUAAGAGGUACAACUCCACAUAUGAUCAAUGCUUUAAUUUGUUCUCAAAACUCAGGCAGGCUGGUAGCCUUGUGCAUCAAUGGUGGUGA